ACGCGUGUUGUUUCUGUCACUUCGUUUUUCUUUUUCGGCGGUGGUAGGAAAACCAGUUUUUUCUCUUCGCAAAGCUUGGGUAAUUUGCAGAAUUUCGGUGCAAAAAGUGUUCAAAUCAGUGUUCGAUAGCAGCGGAAACGCCGGGGCAUCAUGUCGGCACCGAUAGAGAUUCCCCUCAGGGAUACGGACGAGGUUAUCGAGCUCGAUCCGGAGCAACUCCCGGAGGGCGAGGAGGUCUUGGGAAUUUUGCGGCAAGAAAGAUCCCAGCUCAACACCUGGGUCAAUGUUGCGCUUGCUUAUUACAAACAAGCAAAAACCGAUGAUUUCAUCAAAAUUUUGGAGGCGUCGAGAAUCGACGCCAACAUAUCUUACCGGGACUUUGAGAAGGAUCAGAUGAAGGCCUACGAUAUGUUGGCCGCAUACUAUGUACAGGAGGCCAACAGGGAAAAGUCUAAGGAUAAAAAAAGAGAACUGUUCAUGAAGGCCACUCAUCUGUACACGACGGCUGACAAAAUUAUUAUGUACGAUCAGAACCAUCUGUUGGGGCGUGCUUAUUUCUGUCUGCUGGAAGGGGACAAAAUGGAACAGGCUGAUGCUCAGUUCAACUUUGUCUUGAACCAAUCGCCAUCGAAUAUUCCAUCCCUGUUGGGUAAGGCGUGCAUUGCGUUCAACAAGAAGGACUAUCGAGGAGCGUUGGCUUUCUACAAGAAGGCCCUUCGAACGAAUCCGAACUGUCCGGCGGCUGUUCGUCUCGGUAUGGGCCAUUGCUUCCUGAAGAUGAGCAAUCAGGACAAGGCCAAACUUGCUUUUCAACGAGCCCUUGAUUUGGAUCCCCAUUGCGUUGGUGCGCUGGUAGGGUUGGCUAUCUUAAAACUCAAUCUUCACGAACCGGAAUCCAACCGAAUCGGUGUCCAAAUGCUUUCGAAAGCUUACACGAUCGACUCCACCAACCCGAUGGUACUGAACCAUUUGGCAAAUCAUUUCUUCUUUAAAAAGGAUUACCAGAAGGUGCAACAUCUGGCCCUACACGCCUUCCACAAUACGGAAAAUGAAGCAAUGCGUGCGGAAAGCUGUUACCAGCUGGCUCGCGCUUUUCACGUACAGCGCGAUUACGAUCAAGCCUUCCAGUACUACUAUCAAUCCACACAAUUUGCUCCGGCACAUUUUGUUCUUCCCCACUUUGGUUUGGGCCAGAUGUACAUCUACCGGGGCGAUUCGGAAAAUGCAGCACAAUGCUUCGAAAAGGUCCUUAAAGCCCAACCAGGCAACUACGAGACAAUGAAAAUUUUGGGCUCCCUCUACGCCAGCUCUUCGUCCCAAUCAAAGCGGGACAUAGCCAAGAAUCACUUGAAAAAGGUUACCGAACAGUUUCCGGACGAUGUGGAGGCUUGGAUCGAGUUGGCACAGAUUCUGGAGCAGAACGAUUUGCAAGGAUCACUGCAGGCUUACGCAACGGCAACCAGUAUUCUUACGGACAAGGUCAAAGCGGACAUCCCGCCGGAAAUUUUGAACAACGUCGCUGCACUGCACUAUCGCUUGGGAAAUUUGGGCGAGGCCAGAUCCAGGCUGGAGUUUGCUAUCGAACGUGCCAAGGUGGAGGCACAACACGACUCACAGUACUACGAUUCUAUAUCGGUCACAAUGACGUACAAUCUGGCUCGGCUGAACGAGGCAAUGGCCUGUUUCGACAAGGCCGACAAAUUGUACAAGGAUAUUUUAAAGGAACAUCCGAACUACAUCGAUUGUUAUCUACGUUUGGGCUGCAUGGCUCGAGACAAGGGUUUGAUUUUCGUAGCAUCCGAUUUCUUCAAGGAUGCUCUAAAAAUUAAUAUGGAAAAUCCAGAUACCCGUUCACUGUUGGGUAAUCUCCAUUUGGCCAAGAUGCAGUGGACGCUGGGUCAGAAGAACUUCGAAACUAUUUUAAAAAAUCCGGCUACUUCGAGCGAUGCUUACUCGCUGAUUGCCCUUGGAAACUUCUGGCUUCAAAGUUUGCAUCAACCCAGCAAGGAUAAAGAGAAGGAGAAAAAACAUCAAGAAAAGGCGCUGGCCAUCUACAAGCAGGUGUUACGUAAUGAUCCGAAAAACAUUUGGGCAGCUAACGGAAUAGGAGCCGUACUGGCUCACAAGGGCUGUAUCAUCGAAGCGAGAGAUAUUUUCGCACAGGUUCGUGAAGCCACAGCCGAUUUCUGCGACGUAUGGUUGAAUAUCGCUCAUAUCUACGUUGAACAGAGACAGUAUAUCAGCGCCAUCCAGAUGUAUGAAAAUUGCAUGAAGAAAUUUUUCAAGCAUAACAACGUCGAUGUCAUGCAAUAUUUGGCACGUGCCCAUUUCCGUGCCGGUAAGCUGAAGGAAGCAAAGAUGACCCUUCUAAAGGCUCGUCGGGUUGCUCCGCAGGAUACUGUCCUUCUGUUUAAUAUAGCACUGGUUCUGCAGCGACUUGCAAUGGUCGUUUUGCGUGAUGAAAAAUCCGUUUUGAGUGUUGUUUUACAGGCAGUCCACGAGCUGGGAUUGGCACACAAAUAUUUCACCUAUUUGUCGGUUCAUGGCGACAAGACUCGUUACAACAUUGCGUUGGCUGCCACAGAGGCCAGCCAAUGCCAGGAUUUGCUACAGCAAGCCCAAUAUCAUGUAUCGCGUGCUCGAAAGAUAGACGAGGAAGAGCGUUCACUGCGCCAGAAGCAAGAAAUCGAACGCGAAGAAUUCAAGAAACGACAACACGAAGAACGCAUCCGCAUGGAAGAAAUGCGCCGCAAGGCUCACGAAGAAAUGAUGGCCAGACGACAGGAAUACAAAGAGAAAACGAAAAAUGCUAUUUUCUUUGCCGAUACUGGACCGGAGCCGUCGAAAAAGAAGGGAGGUCGCGGUCGCAAGGAUUACAUUUCCGAUUCUGAUGCAUCUGGACCACCCGGAAGUGGCGGAGAAGAGGGUGGUGCACCCAAGGAGCGCAAACGCAAGGAACCAGGCGAGAAGAAAAAGCGCAAACCUGGUGGUGGCCGCAAGAAGAAAGAGAAGGCUCCGAAAGGAUCUGGAUCGGAGAGUGAUGAAGACUCUGCUCCGAAAAAACGUGGUCGCAAAAAGGGAUCCAAGAAUAUCGCAAUGUCGAAGAAACAAGAAGAAGGACUUUCGCAAAAACAAAAAUCAAGAAUCGUAUCCAAAGCCACGAUUUCUUCCAGCGAUUCGGACAGUGACCGCAGCCGACUCAAAAUUGCAAGUGGCAAUGAAUCGGGCAGCUCUGGAAACAGUGCUCCAGCAACGAAACGUAAACGUAAGAUUGGUUCUGACUCGGAAUCAGGUGGCGGUUCGGAUCGUUCACGAUCUCGUUCCCGGUCCCGAUCGAAAUCAGGAAGCCGUAGUGGCUCCGGAUCCAGAUCCCGUUCGGCUUCACGUUCUCGUUCCGGUAGCCGUUCUCGUUCCGGUUCAAGAUCGCGCUCGGGCAGUCGGUCGCCUACUCGCUCCGGUUCCGGCAGUCGUCAAGCCUCACCCAUAUCUAGAAAAUCAGUUUCCGGUUCAGGAUCCGAUUAAAGUCAGAACCUUCAAUAAUUAUGCAAUUCAAAUUAACGUCUUCUUUCAAUACAUGUAAGUAACCUGACUAACCCGGACAUUGUUAUCCACAUUCAAAACUUUGACUCAUUUUUAAGCAAAAACAAUUCUUAUUUUACGAGUGAAAUAUGUAGCAAUUAUGUAAGCAUAAAAAAAACAAUAAAAUCGAUUACCGGAAAA
Messenger RNA from Uranotaenia lowii, 3720 nucleotides. It is a transcript of the gene Ctr9, whose product is annotated as RNA polymerase-associated protein CTR9 homolog. The coding region runs from base 151 to 3522 and encodes 1123 amino acids. Gene Ontology annotation, biological process: regulation of DNA-templated transcription. The transcript is spliced from 5 exons. Gene Ontology annotation, molecular function: RNA polymerase II complex binding. NCBI's taxonomy places the organism in Eukaryota, Metazoa, Arthropoda, Insecta, Diptera, Culicidae. The record is from RefSeq and is a predicted model, not a curated record. Gene Ontology annotation, cellular component: Cdc73/Paf1 complex.